Messenger RNA from Musca vetustissima, 609 nucleotides. Its product is annotated as sugar transporter SWEET1. Gene Ontology annotation, biological process: carbohydrate transport. The transcript has 2 exons. Gene Ontology annotation, molecular function: sugar transmembrane transporter activity. The record is from RefSeq and is a predicted model, not a curated record. The coding region runs from base 10 to 609 and encodes 199 amino acids. Gene Ontology annotation, cellular component: membrane. Lineage: Eukaryota; Metazoa; Arthropoda; Insecta; Diptera; Muscidae.
AACAACAACAUGGAUGCACUAAGUGAUAUAUUGGCGCCAUACAGUGAUGACAUUGCCAAAUUUGCCGGUUCGGUAACAUGUCUGCAAUUUUUAUCCGGUGUUUUUCUACUCAACGACAUUCGUAAUAAAAAAAGCAGCGAUCAAUAUCCGGCAGAUCCAUUCCUGGGAGGUAUUGCAUUAACAAUAUUAAGUUUAAAAAUGGGGGCCCUAAUGGGCGAUGAAGCAAUGAUCAAAGUCAAUGUCAUUGGUUUUGCCAUUAACGUCAUCUUCAUGGUUGUCUUCUAUUGGUAUGCCUCGGAAACGUUUAGAUCGAAAAUCUGGUCGAAAAUUGCAAUGUAUUUCACCUUUACGCUGGGCUGUUUGGCAUAUGCCAACUUUGAAGAUCCCGCCAAAAUUGAAUUCCGUUUUGGUAUGAUUAUCACCGCCAUUCUGGUAGUACUUGUCGGCAUGCCACUGCUGAAUUUAGGUAAAAUUAUUGAAACCAAGAGCACUGAAGGACUACCAUUCCCCUUGAUAUUGUCCGGAACAAUUGUGGCCGCAUCAUGGGCUGCAUAUGGCAUUUCCAUCAGAAAUCAAGUUGUAGCGGUAAGUAAUUCACAAUUUACCUGA